GUGCAACUUCUUUGGACACAAUUUGUCUGCUUCUUCCAUAAGUACUUCUACUCUGUUCUCGCAGACAAUAAUAAUAAAAAAAACAAAUAAUACAAACGAGAAAUUGAAAAUGUCGAACAGAGACGAGAAGAAAGCCACGACAGGGGAAGAGUUGCCACUGGAGAGCAGUCCGUACACGAAGUACGAAGAUCUGGAAGAUUACAAGAACAAUGCGUACGGAACCUCCGGCCACCAAGAGGUGAAGCCCGGCCGCGGCGCCGGCGGCACCGACGCUCCAACGCCCUCCGGCGGCGCUCCUCCAUCCGCCAUCGAUUCCGGCGACCAAAAGUCCAAGAAGUGAAAAGCCUGUACACAUUUUUGUCCAUCAUGUGUUUCAUGCAUCAUCAUCAUGCAUGACCCACAUGA
Messenger RNA from Tarenaya hassleriana, 405 nucleotides. RefSeq lists its product as uncharacterized. The record is from RefSeq and is a predicted model, not a curated record. The coding region runs from base 110 to 340 and encodes 76 amino acids. Lineage: Eukaryota; Viridiplantae; Streptophyta; Magnoliopsida; Brassicales; Cleomaceae. The transcript has a single exon.